GCAGCCACCAGGGGCAGUCUCGCGCUCGCCUCGGCCCGCUUCCGGCCGCGCAGGCGUCGUGGGCUGCAAGCCGGGUUUGGUGGUCGCCAGGGAGCUCCCUUCCCUUCCUGGAACUGUGUAAGCUGAAGACUCCGUGAAGCUUGCAUCCACCCAGUAGACAGAAGGGAGAUCCUGUCUACCGUGUGGAGGAUGGAUUGGAACAAAGAGAGACCAUGCAGGAAUCGGCUGUAGAAGCUCAGUACCUCCACAGGCCAGAAGACGCCAUCAGAUCUCCUGGGAUGGAGUUACAGAGGUUGUGAGCUUCCAUGUGGGAACAAGCACGACACUGAGGGACCCACGCUUGUGGAUGGACACCCGGCUGGGAGAAGGCUGGGAGAAGGAAGAGACCCCUGCAGGGAGCAUUGUCAGUGCUGAUUCGGUCACCAUGGUUUCCAGUCUAACGGUCACCUUGGAACAUCUCUGUCCUGCACUUUGAGGGGCAAGCAUCCUUUGCUCCAGAGUCCAUCCCAGGCACUGACAUGGGACAACAUGGAAACAGGAAAGGUCCCAGCCACAGAGAAGUCCCCCGGGGCGUUGGGCUGCUGCUCGCCGUGGCCCUUAUGAAUCUGCUUCUUUACCUCUGCGUGGACCAGGUUUUCAUUUCUCCUCGAUCGACCGAGGAUGCUAGGCGCUGCCCUCAUGGCUACUUCAGAAUGGGGCGGAUGAGAAACUGCUCACGCUGGCUGUCCUGUGAGGAGCUGAGGACAGAAGUGAGGCAGCUGAGGCGCAUUGGGGAAGGAGCCGUGAAGAGAGUCUUUCUGUCUGAGUGGAAUGAACACAAAGUCGCUCUCUCCCGGCUCACCAGGCUGGAGAUGAAGGAUGACUUCCUCCACGGGCUGCAGAUGCUCAGGUCCCUCCAGAGCGAGCACGUGGUCACGCUGGUUGGCUACUGCGAGGAAGAUGGCACCAUUCUCACCGAAUAUCACCCCUUAGGUUCCUUGAGCAACCUGGAAGCAACACUAAACCUUUCAAAGUACCAGGGUGUGAACACUUGGCAGCGUAGGCUGCAGCUGGCCGCCGAGUAUGUGAGCGUCAUUAACUACCUCCACCACAGCCCGCUGGGCACGAGGGUCAUGUGCGACUCCAAUGACCUGCCCAAAACGUUGUCCCAGUAUCUGCUGACAAGUAACUUCAGCAUUGUGGCAAACGACCUGGACGCCCUGCCCCUGGUGGACCACGACUCUGGGGUACUUGUGAAGUGUGGCCACAGGGAGCUCCAAGGGGAUUUUGUGGCCCCUGAGCAGCUGUGGCCUUAUGGUGGAGACAGGCCCUUCCAAGAUGACCUCAUGCCCUCCUAUGAUGAGAAGAUUGACAUCUGGAAGAUUCCGGAUGUCUCCAGUUUCCUUUUGGGGCACGUGGAAGGGAGUGACAUGGUUCGAUUCCAUUUGUUUGAUAUCCAUAAGGCGUGUAAGAGCCAGAUCCCCACAGAAAGACCCACGGCUCAGCAUGUUCUAGACACUUACCGGAGGGUUUUCCAUUCACUCAGAGACACUGUGAUGUCUCAGACAAAAGAGAUGCUGUGAAGACAGGCCUCUGCGUGAUGCUGAACGGCAUCCCCGCUGUUCUACUCUUGGCGAUGGAAGUGCUUUCAUGAACCUUGUGCUUUGUUGACUUUGGCUGUUCAGCCACGCGGGCUCUCCUCAGCAUCUGCCUGCACGUUUGUUUGAGUGUGCUCUGCUCUCCUGGCAACCUGGAUAGAAGUUUCCAAGAGGGAAAACCUUGCUUUGAUGGGCUUGCUAGUGAAGACGCAGACUGUUUGUGGAUAUGUACAGUGCUUAAAGGAAGGAAUAAAACGGUAAUCAUGAGGACACAUUGCCUACUCCGGUAACUGUUCAUAGACUGGUAGGAUGUAUAAUUUUUUUUUAAUUGUUUUUUUUUUUUUUUGAGACAGAGUUUCUCUGUAACUUCGGAGCCUGUCCUGGAAAUAGCUGGCCUUGAACUCAGAGAUCCGCCUGUCUCUGCCUCCUGAGUGCUGGGAUUAAAGGUGUGCAUCACACCCCCAUGGAAAUGGAAAUCUUUAAAUGACCACCUGUGAAUAAACACACUAGUUCUUCAGAGAACAUUUUCCCCUAAUUUAAGAAGCCCUGUUGGAAGCUGGGGCUACAAAACUCAGUGGUCAGGCACUUGCUUGGUUCUGUGCAGAGCCCUGGAUUUGACCCGUGACGAGUGCACACAUCUUGGCUGUCCAAAGUGCUGCCCUUGUCAGUGAGGUCAUUGUCCGUGUUGGAGAUGACUGUCUGUGAAGCUUCCAUGCUGUGACCUCACUGAGGCAGGUGUGCCGUGGCAGCAUGCUCUUGAGAUUGUGAAUGGCUAGGAAUGUUGGGAGCAGCAAGAGGAGAAGACUUUACCUGCGUGGAUGGUGCUGACCCGGUGUUUCUAUGUGAGCAUUUCAUAUCCCAUGUCCCUCUUUACCAGAAAGUGCUGAGCCUCCCCUGGGUUUGCGCACACCUGAACACUUAAAAAAAAAACUGUGGAGCCAGGAAUGAUGGUGCACACCUGUAAUUCUAGCACUUGGGAGGCAGACUGGAGGCACUAGGAGUUCAGGGCUAUCCUGGGCUAUGUACCACAACCCUGUCCAUCCAUACCACCACCCCCCAAUAAAAAAAGAUCUCUCCUGUG
Mesocricetus auratus (golden hamster) is the source of this 2658-nucleotide messenger RNA. RefSeq names its product protein O-mannose kinase (gene Pomk). The transcript has 6 exons. Gene Ontology annotation, molecular function: protein kinase activity; ATP binding; carbohydrate kinase activity. Gene Ontology annotation, biological process: protein O-linked glycosylation; carbohydrate phosphorylation; protein phosphorylation. The coding region runs from base 519 to 1562 and encodes 347 amino acids. Gene Ontology annotation, cellular component: endoplasmic reticulum membrane. The record is from RefSeq and is a predicted model, not a curated record. Lineage: Eukaryota; Metazoa; Chordata; Mammalia; Rodentia; Cricetidae.